AUGUCCGACAAAAUCCAGGUCAGCGCCCGUGUGCGAAGAAGAACUGAGCUGGAGAUAGCCGCCCAGUCCCCGAUUGUGGUCUCGGUGCCUGACGAUUUCUGUUCCACGGAUGAACCCUACGUUAGCGUGAAUGCUUCCCCCAACACUUCCUUUGGCUCUGGAUCAGACGGUUCAGGCAAAGUAUUUACACUAGACCAAGUCUAUGGUGCCAAUGCUGAUCAGGAACUCAUUUACAAAAACAUUGCUCGUCCGUUACUUCGAGAUUUCAUGGCAGGCAUGAAUGUCACUAUCCUUGCGUAUGGCCUGACAGGCUCAGGAAAGACUUAUACAAUGUUGGGGGAUUUAGUGGGAGAGCAUGCGGGUAUUGUGCCUCGUGUGUUGCAAGAGCUUUUUCAGGUGGCCAAAGACGACAUCUGUGUCAAGUUGUCGUGUGUGGAAUUGUACAAGGAAGAGCUCCAUGAUCUCGUCAACGAUGAGCUUGAGUUGAACUCAAAAAAGCCGAAACUAAGGCUCCUAGGGGAUGGUUCGAGAGAUGGAAGGGGAACAAUGAUCCAGAAUUUGUAUGAGCUUGACGUGGUGGAUGCGAAGCUGGGGUUUGAGAUGCUACAAAAGUGCCUAGGGAAGAGGAAGAUGGGUACCACUAAACUCAACUCCCGCUCAUCACGUUCUCACACCAUUUUCACCAUAACGCUUCACAAAACAGUAAUGUCGUCGUCAGGGCAAGAGGUGGUGCGGCUGUCAAAAAUGAAUUUGGUGGAUCUCGCGGGGCUGGAAGAUAUCAUCAAGUCUGGCGCUACCGAUGCUAGUGCCAAAGAAGCGGGCCUGAUCAACCAGAGUCUUUUGACUUUGGGAAAGGUCAUCAGUGCAUUGAGUGAAGGCAAAGAACCUAGACAUAUACCUUAUAGAGAGUCUAAACUCACCCGUCUUCUUCAAGGCUCUAUUGGAGGGCGGACCAAAACCGCAUUGAUUGCUACCAUUUCCCCGGCAAAGCUGAACUUAAUGGAAACGAUGCUGACGCUAACUUACGCUUCCAAGGCGAAGAAUAUCAAAAAUAUACCACAAUCGACGGCCGACAGCGAGCUCGUUCUCAAACGUACAAAGAUAAGGGAGUUAUCAGCGGAGAUUUCUAGAUUGAAUAGAGACUUAUUGGCUACAAAAGGCAAAGACAACAGCAUCAGGAUCAGUCUUCAGAACUACGAGGACUUUGAAAGGAAAAUUGCGGAACUUAGAACCGAGUUGAAGGAGAAAGACACUCAGAUUACAGGGCUACACGCCAAACUUCAAGGGAGGGACAAGGAUAUUGCAGAACUCAAACUACAGAUCGAGCAAACACUUAGCGAGAACUCGAAAAGCAGGCUGGACCUCGCAGCUAAAGACGCUGAGCUUCACAAGACUACAAAAGAGUUCAUGCAUUUAAAAGACAAAUACAGCUCUCAAAAAGAGCGAGUCUCUAAUGUUACAGGAACUGGAAUUCUGAGUAUCAUUAGGGACGUUAAUGAGGUGAUUAACAAUCUUAAUGACCUAACUCAGGUGCUGCUGAAUGUGAAGGAGAUCCCCACCGUCGUUCAAACGCAUCUUUGCCUUUUUAAGAAGACUCUCGAGGGCAAAUUAAAUGAUGUUUCUUCCAAAGUAGAGAAGGAGACAUCAGCCUUCGAGCAGGUUCUCGCUAAUCUGAUGGACUUUUCUACCCUUCAUAAUGUUUGUCAAAACCUCGAUUUCUCGCUGCACGUAGCUGGAGUGAACAAGAGGAAUGAGCAACUAACGGAUUACAUCAACUCAACACAUCUUCUGGAAGACUCCGCAAUGUACAAGGCCUUUGAGAAGAAGUUCAAGGCUCGUAUGGCAGAGACGUAUGAGGCACUUAAGGAGCAAUAUAUGCAACAAAUGCACCUAGCAUUUGACGGGUUCGUGAAGUCAAGCAAGGACGCCAAUGCCGAGGCGGUUAGAGAAAGUGCAACAGAAUUCAUGCAAGAAGAGAAGACAACUCUAAGCAAAGAGUAUCAGGCCUACAUUCAUCAAAAUUCCCAAACGCUACAGUCGAUAUCAACAAAGACCAAGUCAGUGGCCACGGAUCUCAAGUCCUUCAAAGAGGUUGCCACCAAAGAUGUGCAGGGAGCCUUUGGAAGAUUACAGAAGGAGACCAAACAAGUUAUUGAUAAUGCUUUGGCUGAUAUUACCAAUACUAGUCGCAGCCAGGCGGACUCUAUAGAGAAAGCUGCAACUCAAAAGGCACAUAUUGUAUCCGACAUGAUCGAUAAGAACUACCACGGAAUUUCUCGCGACUUAAAUCACACCGAGAAGAACCUCAAAAUAUUUUCCCAAUCAUUGUCAGAGCUACAAAGAUCACCUGCUCAAUUGAAGCGCCCGGCAACUUCACCAGCAUCCAGAUCACCUCUGCGACUGCCCAUGAGACUGCCACUGAGGCUGCCUAUGAGGCAAUUAAACGGACAGAGCAUGAUUCCAGACAUCAAAAGAAGACGAACUGAAAUGUCACCAUUACGCAAUGACCUCCAUAAGUCCCGAAUUCCGCAACUUUAA
This is a messenger RNA of Candidozyma auris, 2538 nucleotides long. It is a transcript of the gene KIP1, whose product is annotated as Kip1p. The record is from RefSeq and is a predicted model, not a curated record. The transcript has a single exon. Lineage: Eukaryota; Fungi; Ascomycota; Pichiomycetes; Serinales; Metschnikowiaceae. Gene Ontology annotation, molecular function: ATP binding; microtubule binding; plus-end-directed microtubule motor activity. Gene Ontology annotation, biological process: microtubule-based movement; mitotic spindle assembly. Gene Ontology annotation, cellular component: nucleus; spindle microtubule. Bases 1 to 2538 code for a protein of 845 amino acids.